Molecule: messenger RNA, 1386 nt
Organism: Penicillium oxalicum
Lineage: Eukaryota; Fungi; Ascomycota; Eurotiomycetes; Eurotiales; Aspergillaceae
Product: gamma-tubulin mipA
Exons: 8
Coding region: 1-1386 (461 amino acids)
Biological process (GO): mitotic sister chromatid segregation; microtubule nucleation; meiotic spindle organization
Cellular component (GO): nucleus; gamma-tubulin complex; cytoplasm
Molecular function (GO): GTP binding; structural constituent of cytoskeleton
Source: RefSeq, a predicted model, not a curated record
AUGCCUAGGGAAAUCAUCACGAUUCAAGCCGGCCAAUGCGGCAACAACGUUGGUAGUCAAUUUUGGCAACAACUUUGUCUGGAGCAUGGUAUCAGCCAAGACGGCAAUCUCGAAGAGUUUGCGACCGAAGGCGGCGAUCGUAAAGAUGUGUUUUUCUACCAGAGUGACGAUACCCGAUACAUUCCUCGAGCCAUAUUGCUGGAUUUAGAACCACGAGUCCUCCAUGCGAUUCAAUCUGGUCCUUACCGCAACAUCUACAACCCCGAGAACUUCUUUAUCGGACAGAAUGGAGUCGGCGCAGGAAAUAACUGGGGUGCGGGAUAUGCUGCUGGUGAAGGUGUUCAAGAAGAGAUAUUCGACAUGAUUGAUCGAGAAGCAGAUGGCAGUGACUCGCUCGAGGGUUUCAUGCUACUACACUCGAUUGCUGGUGGAACCGGUUCAGGCUUGGGAAGUUAUCUCUUGGAGCGGAUGAACGAUCGAUUUCCCAAGAAACUCAUUCAGACCUACUCCGUGUUUCCAGACAUGCAAACAACGGACGUCGUGGUUAACCCAUACAACAGUCUACUCUCCAUGCGACGGCUGACGCAGGAUGCGGACUCGGUGGUGGUACUUGACAAUGGCGCCCUGUCUCGCAUCGUUGCAGAUCGACUUCACAUGAGGCCAGGUUCGAUUGACGACACAACGAAUUUUGAUCAGACCAACCAACUGGUCUCGACGGUCAUGUCCGCAUCCACAGCCACACUCCGCUACCCCGGUUACAUGCACAACGAUCUCGCUGGGAUCAUUGCCUCGCUCAUCCCCACGCCCCGCUGCCAUUUCUUGCUCACCUCAUACACCCCUUUCACCGGCGACAACAUCGAACAGGCCAAGACGGUGCGCAAGACCACCGUGCUCGACGUGAUGCGUCGUCUCUUGCAACCGAAGAACCGCAUGGUCUCCAUGACCCCAAGCAAAUCCAGCUGCUACAUCAGUAUCCUGAACAUGAUCCAGGGUGAGGCCGACCCCACCGACGUGCACAAGUCCCUGUUACGUAUCCGUGAGCGUCGCCUCGCGUCCUUUAUCCCCUGGGGUCCCGCCAGCAUUCAGGUUGCCCUAACCAAAAAAUCGCCAUACUUGCAACAUUCGCACCGAGUGAGCGGCCUGAUGCUCGCCAAUCAUACUUCGGUGGCGACUCUCUUCAAGCGCAUCAUUCAACAAUACGAUCGCCUGCGCAAGCGAAAUGCUUUCCUGGAGCCGUACAGGAAAGAGGCUCCGUUCGCCGACGGAUUCGGGGAAUUCGACGAGGCCAGGGCCGUGGUGAUGGAUCUCGUCGCCGAGUACGAAGCGGCAGAACGUGAGGAUUAUCUCGAUCCAGGUGCUGGUGCCGAAAAAGAAAUGGGGGUCUAA